Molecule: messenger RNA, 5829 nt
Organism: Otolemur garnettii (small-eared galago)
Lineage: Eukaryota; Metazoa; Chordata; Mammalia; Primates; Galagidae
Gene: KIF3B
Product: kinesin family member 3B
Exons: 9
Coding region: 174-2417 (747 amino acids)
Biological process (GO): microtubule-based movement
Molecular function (GO): microtubule motor activity; microtubule binding; ATP binding
Source: RefSeq, a predicted model, not a curated record
GUCUCUCCCCAUCCGGGGCAGCGGGGAAUGGCUGAGCUCGGGGUUUGCCGCCCCCGCCGCCGCCGCCGCCGCCGCCGCCGCCGCCGCCCGCUUUCGGCUCGGGCCGCAGGACCUUAGCAUCCUGAGACAUUUUGGAUUCAUAGCCCUCAAGACUGAUCCAGUCAGAGCUCAUCAUGUCAAAGUUGAAAAGCUCAGAGUCAGUCAGGGUGGUGGUUCGCUGUCGACCCAUGAAUGGCAAGGAAAAGGCUGCUUCAUAUGACAAGGUGGUUGAUGUGGAUGUGAAGCUGGGACAAGUGUCUGUGAAGAACCCCAAAGGAGCAGCCAAUGAAAUGCCCAAGACCUUCACGUUUGAUGCAGUCUAUGACUGGAACGCCAAGCAGUUUGAACUCUACGAUGAGACGUUCCGACCACUUGUGGACUCUGUCCUGCAAGGUUUCAAUGGGACGAUUUUUGCCUAUGGACAAACUGGGACUGGGAAAACCUACACGAUGGAAGGAGUCCGUGGUGACCCUGAAAAAAGAGGGGUCAUUCCUAAUUCAUUUGAUCACAUCUUCACCCACAUCUCUCGAUCCCAGAAUCAACAGUACCUGGUCAGGGCUUCUUACUUAGAGAUCUACCAGGAGGAGAUCCGAGAUCUGCUCUCAAAGGAUCAGAGCAAAAGGCUUGAGCUCAAAGAGAGGCCUGACACUGGGGUGUAUGUGAAAGACCUGUCUUCCUUUGUCACUAAGAGCGUGAAGGAGAUAGAGCAUGUGAUGAAUGUGGGGAACCAGAACCGUUCUGUCGGUGCUACCAACAUGAAUGAGCACAGCUCACGUUCUCAUGCAAUUUUUGUUAUCACUAUCGAAUGUAGUGAGGUGGGCCUUGACGGUGAAAACCAUAUCCGUGUAGGGAAGUUGAACCUUGUAGAUCUUGCUGGCAGCGAACGGCAAGCCAAGACUGGUGCACAAGGGGAAAGAUUAAAGGAAGCUACCAAGAUCAACCUCUCUCUUUCAGCCUUGGGUAAUGUCAUCUCUGCCCUGGUAGAUGGCAAAAGCACUCACAUUCCAUAUCGGGACUCAAAGCUUACUAGGCUCCUCCAAGAUUCCCUGGGUGGGAAUGCUAAGACUGUGAUGGUGGCCAAUGUGGGGCCUGCUUCUUACAAUGUAGAAGAGACUCUGACCACUCUGCGAUAUGCCAACCGUGCCAAAAACAUUAAGAACAAACCAAGGGUCAAUGAGGACCCUAAGGAUGCCCUCCUUCGAGAAUUCCAGGAAGAGAUUGCUCGGCUCAAGGCCCAGCUGGAAAAACGGUCCAUUGGCAGAAGGAAGAGGCGAGAGAAGCGGAGGGAAGGUGGUGGCAGUGGUGGGGGUGGGGAAGAGGAGGAGGAGGAGGGAGAAGAGGGUGAGGAGGAAGGGGAUGAUAAGGAUGAUUACUGGCGGGAACAACAAGAAAAACUGGAGAUUGAGAAGCGUGCCAUUGUAGAGGACCACAGCUUGGUUGCAGAGGAGAAGAUGAGGCUGCUGAAGGAGAAGGAGAAAAAGAUGGAGGAUCUGCGGCGGGAGAAGGAUGCUGCUGAGAUGCUGGGUGCUAAGAUCAAGGCCAUGGAGAGUAAACUACUUGUUGGAGGAAAAAAUAUAGUAGAUCAUACAAAUGAACAGCAGAAAAUUCUGGAGCAGAAACGACAGGAAAUUGCAGAACAGAAACGUCGUGAAAGAGAAAUCCAGCAACAGAUGGAAAGCCGAGAUGAGGAGACUUUGGAACUUAAAGAGACGUAUAGCUCAUUGCAGCAAGAAGUGGACAUCAAGACCAAAAAACUCAAAAAGCUCUUCUCCAAGCUUCAGGCGGUGAAGGCUGAGAUCCAUGACCUCCAAGAAGAGCACAUCAAGGAACGCCAAGAGCUGGAGCAGACUCAGAAUGAGCUCACCAGGGAGCUGAAACUCAAGCAUCUUAUUAUAGAAAACUUUAUUCCUCUGGAAGAAAAAAAUAAAAUUAUGAAUAGAUCAUUCUUUGAUGAAGAGGAAGAUCAUUGGAAAUUACACCCUAUAACCAGACUGGAGAAUCAGCAGAUGAUGAAGCGGCCAGUCUCAGCCGUGGGGUAUAAGAGACCACUGAGCCAGCAUGCAAGAAUGUCCAUGAUGAUGCGUCCAGAGGCUCGAUACAGGGCAGAAAACAUUGUGCUGUUAGAGUUGGACAUGCCCAGCCGGACCACCAGAGACUAUGAGGGCCCAGCCAUCGCCCCCAAGGUCCAGGCUGCACUGGAUGCAGCGCUGCAGGAUGAAGAUGAGAUACAGGUGGAUGCAUCAUCCUUCGAAAGCACUGCAAAUAAGAAAUCUAAGGCCAGGCCUAAAAGUGGAAGGAAGUCGGGAUCCUCCUCUUCUUCCUCAGGAACCCCUGCAUCUCAGCUUUAUCCACAGUCUCGGGGGCUGGUUCCAAAGUAAAGCCAGUUCCUCCUCUCCCAGGGCGUAAACAGCAUUUGCCUUCUGAGAGAAGAGACAAAAAGCUGCAGAGAGGACUUGAGCCUAAACUCAGAACUGUUCCCCUGAGGAGAAGCAAUGGCCUCUUUGCAGAUUAACCAACUUAAUCUGGUCGAACGUGCUGGUCCUAAUCCGGCACUCAGUCCCUCUGGGAAACGUCUUUUAAUUAGCAUCUCAGAAAUGCAUGGGUAAGGUAAAGUGCAGUAGUCCAAGUGGAAAGCAAGAGAAUGACCAGUGACCUUGCUUCCCUUCUCCCUUUUCUUCUUUUCCUUCCCCUUCUCCUGCCCUCACUUCUCUCCCCUCUCCUUUUCUAGCCUGUUCUUUACACUGGGCUCCCUUCUUGUUGAACAAUAGGGCAGAAUUACUUUGGCAGGACCACAUCUUUGGAGCCUUAGGAUAAAAUGACACUGAGGUGGAAAGGCCCUAGAACUUGAAUGCGUGCCUGUUCUUAUAGAGAGAAAUGCAAAAUCUCAUUUGGAUCCAGGCCCCAGGUGGGCACCAUCAGCAGCCUCGCUUCCAUGCACAUCUGUGAGAAUUGGAUCUGCUCAAUGAGGAAGUCUCUUCCAAUCUCUGCUCCUGAGGGAUUCAAUGUUGGAAGCAAUAGAAAUAACAUUCCCUUUGCCUCCUUGGAGCAUUUAGGGAAACAACUUCUUUAAAACCUCAAAACCAUGACCAUCCUAUCAAAGGCCUGAGUCUACAAGCCGGUGCCAUGUCAUACAAUACACCAGGUCACUUUACUCUUUAUUUGUCCCCAUCUUUUCCCAUGCACACAUCCUCUGAGCAUCCUUGCAUAGAUAGGCCCAUCGUCUGCCUCCAGUGUGUGCGCUACAGUGGGCCUAUUUUGCGGGAGAAGGGAGGCUGACUCUGCCUUCACUGGCGGGACUAGAACUGAGGGAAGGAGACACAUAGUGGCACUUUUGAAUUCCCCAUUUUGUUCCAUAUUGGCAUAAAGAGCCAAAGAGUCACUAGGCAGAUGCAGAGAUGGAGACACGAGACUCAGCGCAGUGGGAAGGGAAGACAUAACCGUCGGAAGUAAAUGAGCCCUGCCUGCUUUCAGCAGAGAACUCACCGAACCCUAGAACUGGGGCUCCCUCCAGGUGGAGCCUGAGACACUGGUGAGGAAUGGCUGUGUGAUCGAAUAGGCUCAGAGGAGAGUUCAGAAUUCCCGUUUACAUAUACUAGUUUGGUUUGUAAGUUUUAGUUUCUUGUAUUAUUGAGAUUUGAAGCUUCAUUUUAUGUUGGUUAUCAGGUGACUGUUACUCACAUUCCCCCCAGAGAAGCUCUUAAGUGUGUAUGGGUGUGUGAGCACAGUGGUGCCUGUGUUCUGUGAGUGUGUCCAUGCGUGUCUGUAAGAGAGAGAAAGACCCAGAACUUGCCCAAUUUUAGAAGUAUACUAAUGUGCAGUUAUUGCCUUUUGUCUGUAUUAAAGGCCCAUUUAAUGACUAAUCCAGGCUGGAAGCACUCCCACAGGGAUGUCUGAGUCCAUGAGCCAAGCCUGAGGGGACAAUAGGAGUCCCCAGGUCUGCCACACUGGUGCACCUUGCUGGCACGGUGCCUCAGGACAGUGGCGACUCAGGUGGGCCCUGAGUUAUUUAUUAUAUUUUAACUCAGCUGCUCAGUUCCCAGGGCACAAUUCUGGAUCAGAACCUGUGGGAAAGAGGAGGUACCAAGUGCAAUGUCUUAGCAUUCUGCAAGAUGGAGAUCUGUUGUCUGGCCACUUAUCUCCUUUUUAGUAACCAUUCUUUUUGCACCCAAGGACCCUUUUUGGCAGUUCCCAGAGCAUAAUGGAGCCUUCCCUCAUCUUUUCUCUAGAUCAAACGUGUUUCUUUCUUGUUUACUAAGAAUUUGCCCGUUUGAAUAGGAACCAAACAAUGAGGUGGAUAGCCUAAGAUGGUUAUCUGCUGGUUACACAUGUCUCUCCCACCAUAUUUCCUCAAAGUUAGUCUGAAUUCUGUAGGCCAAAAAUAUUCAUGUAGCAUAUCUGAGAAUUGAAAACUACGAGUAACACCAGACCUUAAUGCUAAGAUCUCAAGGUGGCUUUUCUGACCGAGAGUGGUUAAGUGACACAUAGAACUUUUCUACAAAAGUAAAAGAAGGAAGCCAGGUUGACAGGCAUGAUUCUUAAAACAAACUCACCUUGUACUAAGCUGUGUUCAUGUGGUGGUCUAUGGACACAGUAAAGGAACACCCACUUGGAGGGAAGCUGUCCCUUUCCAACCAGUCUCUGGUGCUUUUCCUCUCUCAGAAUGGAUCCGAUAAAUAUUUGAAUAGAGCAGAUGGUAGAAUGUCUUGCUGCCACCAGAAAGCUGCUGCUUUCAGUUCUGAAUUGAACCAAGUAUAUAGAGGACCCACCAAGCCCACUGAGGGACCAGGUUUUUAAUGUCUGUAGUCAUGCUAGAAUGGUCCAAGCCAUCUGAGGGCUGUCAUGCCAGCUGCAGCUGCUGAAGUCUUAACAGGAUCUAGUGAUUAUCAGCAGCAGGAGUUUGAGACUGUUGGUGCAACCUUCUUCAGACCCCUGUGUGCUCUGAUCGGUAGAAUGUAUCUGGCUUGGUGUUUUAAAGUCACAAGACCCCUGGAUUCAGAGCGCAAGGCCACAAAUCAUAGGCAUGAAGCACUUUCUUAAGACUCUGACCUAACGUUGGAUCGUUCCCCCUAAGCCUGCAUGCUGCUUGAAUUGCUCCACCCACACCUCCAUGACCAAGGGCGCCAGAGAGCUGCAGCUCAGGCAUGGGCCGCUCUCUGCUUGUUUUCCUGUCAGACUCUAGUAAGUCCUUCCUCACUGAAUGUAGAACCAUUGCCAAGUUUCUGAGAAGUGUCGAUUCCCUGUUAACACAGGAUAUCAGUUCUGCCUCAACAUUUCCCACUUAAGGUGGAGGCAUAGUGCAAACAACACCUUGGACCACCUAAACCCCAUCUGUGGAUGAAAAUGGGGCUAUUAAUGUACUCUAAAAGCCAUACUAAAAAUGCUCAGAGGGAACUGGAUAAGAAUAGUGGGCCUGGCUACUGUCUAUCACGCAAGGCUUUGUCUUGUGUUGUUCAGAAAUCUGUCACCUUUCUGCCUGCCCUCUUUGUCUUGUAUUGUUCAGGAAUCUGUCACCUUUCUGCCUGCCCUCCUUUCUUGAAUGAAAUGCUUUUGAGGUUAUUUAUGAAAGGAGUGAUCCUGGGGCAGGCAAGAAGUGGUGGGCUUUAUGGCUCCUUGGAGUUGCUAUUGAUCUUGACCUUCUCUUUGGCUACCUUUAGACAAAGAAUAUGCCAAUACUUGGGGCUCUAAGUUUUACAAUUGAUAUUUAUUUGUAUCAUCUCUUUGUCUAGGAAUGUAAAAGUGAUUCUAAACUAAGAUGUGUAAUAAAAAUCAAUCAGAUUUAUUGUACCUACA